This is a messenger RNA of Thlaspi arvense, 1680 nucleotides long. The record is from the annotation of a GenBank genome assembly. NCBI's taxonomy places the organism in Eukaryota, Viridiplantae, Streptophyta, Magnoliopsida, Brassicales, Brassicaceae.
UGUGGCUCGAUGGGAACGUUCACGAGCUUCCGCAAAGCCUAUGGAGCGCUCAAAGAUUCAACCACCGUCGGUCUCGCUAAGGUCAACAGCGAAUUCAAGGAUUUAGAUAUUGCGAUCGUUAAAGCGACGAAUCAUGUUGAGUCUCCUCCUAAAGAACGUCACGUUCGUAAAAUAUUCUCGGCGACAUCUGUAAUACAACCAAGAGCAGAUGUAGCUUACUGCAUUCAUGCAUUAUCAAAGAGAUUAUCCAAAACUCGAAACUGGGUUGUAGCAAUGAAGGUGUUAAUAGUAAUUCACAGAACAUUAAGAGAAGGUGAUCCAACAUUUAGAGAAGAGCUUCUAAAUUACUCACACAGAAGACAUAUACUCAGAAUUUCCAACUUCAAAGACGAUACAAGUCCUCUUGCUUGGGAUUGCUCUGCUUGGGUUAGAACAUACGCACUUUUUCUAGAAGAGAGGCUCGAAUGCUAUCGCGUGUUAAAGUAUGACAUCGAAGCAGAGCGUUUGCCUAAAGCUUCAGGUGCAGCUUCCAAGACGCAUAGAACAAGGAUGUUGUCUGGUGAAGAUCUGUUAGAACAGUUACCUGCGUUGCAACAGCUGCUUUACAGGCUUAUAGGAUGUCAGUUCUUUGAGAUGACAAGACAUGAUGCGGUUAAAGCUCUAAACAUAUACAAACGAGCUGGUCAACAGGCUGAAAAUCUGGCUGAGUUUUAUGAUUACUGCAAAGGGCUAGAGCUUGCAAGGAACUUUCAGUUCCCAACCCUAAGACAGCCUCCACCAUCGUUUCUUGCAACAAUGGAAGAGUACAUUAAAGAAGCUCCUCAGAGUGGUUCUGUACAGAAAAAACUGGAGUAUUCGGAAAAGGAGGAGGAAGAAGAACCACAGGAAGAAGAACAGACUGAAGAACCUGCAGAAGAAGAAAACCAAAAUGAAAACACCGAAAGUGAUCAGCCGAUUAUCGAAGAUGAGGAAGAAGAGCCUGUAGAGGAGAAAGAAGAGGAAGAAGCUGAACCUUCACCAUUGAUAGACACUGAUGACUUACUGGGUCUGAAUGAAAUCAACCCAAAAGCCGCAGAGAUAGAGCAAGCCAACGCAUUUGCACUUGCGAUAUAUCCACCAGGACAAGAAACUUCAGGCCCAUCUAAUAGUCUAAGCUUAAUAGAAGCUGGAGGAAGUGGUUGGGAGCUUGCACUAGUCACACCACAGAACAACAACAAUAACAACAAUCAUCGUCCCGUUAUAGCAACAAAACUCGGCGGAGGAUUUGACAACCUUUUGCUAGACAGUCUCUACGAAGACGAUACAGCAAGAAGACAGAUCCAGUUAACCAAUGCCGGUUACGGAUUCGGAGCCACGGCUACAGGCGGAGAACCAGGCUCAUCGAACCCGAACCCGAACCCGAACCCGUUCGGUAUGCAACAGCAAGAUCCUUUCGCAAUGUCUAAUAACUUGGCUCCACCAACCAAUGUUCAAAUGGCAAUGCAACAGCAACAGAUGAUGAUGAUGAAUACUCAAAAUCCAUAUAACAACAACAACAACUAUUCACCUUACCAUCAUCAACAUCACUUCUCAUCAAAUCCUUCAUCUUCUUCUCCUAAUCCUUUUGGUGACUUCCUCGCUCUCCCAGCUCCUCCUUCAUCUUCUACUCAUCAGCAACACAACAAUCAUAUGCUCCUUUAG